This is a messenger RNA of Myxocyprinus asiaticus (Chinese sucker), 2066 nucleotides long. RefSeq names its product E3 ubiquitin/ISG15 ligase TRIM25-like. Bases 129 to 1802 code for a protein of 557 amino acids. NCBI's taxonomy places the organism in Eukaryota, Metazoa, Chordata, Actinopteri, Cypriniformes, Catostomidae. The transcript is spliced from 6 exons. The record is from RefSeq and is a predicted model, not a curated record. Gene Ontology annotation, molecular function: zinc ion binding; protein binding.
UACUUCCUGCUCAGUGCUCAUUCUGGGCGUGGGACUCAGCUGCUUUGUGUCUCGCCUUCUUCGUGUUUUACUGUUUUUAUCUUCUGGGGUCAGACUUUUGGUGUGCUGCUGUUCGUGUGUGCAGUAAUAUGGCAGAAUCCAAUGUUUCUUUGUGUCAGAAUCAGUUCAGCUGUUCAAUCUGUCUAGAUCUACUGAAGGAUCCAGUGACCAUUCCCUGUGGACACAGUUACUGUAUGAGCUGUAUUACAGACUGCUGGGAUCAGGAUGAUCAGAAGAGAGUCUACAGUUGCCCUCAGUGCAGACAGACCUUCACUCCAAGACCUGUUUUAGGUAAAAACACCAUGCUGGCUGAAGUGGUGGAGAAACUGAAGAAGACAAAACUUCAAGUUGCUCGUCCUGAUCAGUGUAAUGGUGAACCUGCAGAUGUGGAGUGUGACGUCUGUACUGAGAUGAAACAGAAAGCUGUCAAGUCCUGUCUGGUGUGUCUGAACUCUUACUGUCAAAAUCACCUUGAACAACAUGAGAAUCUCUUCAAAGGUAAGAGACACAAUCUGAUGGAUGCCACUGGACAACUGCAGGAGAUGAUCUGCCCUCAACAUAAUAAACUGCUGGAAAUUUUCUGUCGUACUGAUCAACAAUGUAUAUGUUAUCCGUGCAUGAUGGAUGAACAUAAAAACCAUGAGACUGUAUUAGCUGUAGAAGAGAGGACUGAGAAACAAACACAGUUGGAGGAGACACAGAAACACUUCCAGCUGAGAAUCCAGCAGAGAGAGGAGGAGCUUCAGGAGCUGAGAGAGACUGUGGAGUCUCACAAGCGCUCUGCACAGUCAGCAGUGGAGGAGAGUGAGAGAAUCUUUACUGAGCUGAUCCGCUCCAUUGAGAGAAGCCGCUCUGAGGUGACACAGCUGAUCAGAGAUCAGGAAAAGGCUGCAGUGAGUCGAGCUGAAGGACUCUUGGAGCAACUGGAGCAGGAGAUUGCUGAUCUGAGGAGGAGAGACGCUGAGCUGGAGCAGCUUUCACACACAGAGGAUCACAUCCAUUUCCUCCAGGGUUUCCAGUCUCUCCGUGUCUUUGGAUCUUCGUUCUCAUUCCGACUUGCUCUCAAUUGUUCCAUCUCAUUUGAUGAUGUAGGAAAAUGUGUCUCUCAUCUGAGAGAGAAACUGGAGCACUUUUGCAAAGCAGAGAUACAAAAGUUAUCUGAGACAGUAUCACACAUCAAGAUCAUUCCCAACAUUGAACCUGAUAUCAGACCAGAGUUCCUACAAUAUUCUCGUCAGUUGACUUUGGAUAAAAACACAGUGAAUACAAACCUCCGUCUGUCUGAGGGGAACAAAGUGAUCACUUACACUGACCAAGUUCAGCCGUAUCCUGAUCAUCCAGAUAGAUUUGAUUAUUAUUUUCAGGUGCUGUGUAGAGAAAGUGUGAGUGGACGCUGUUACUGGGAGGUUGAGUGGAGUGGUAGUGAAGGGGUGGAUAUAUCAGUGUCCUAUAAAAGCAUCAGCAGGAAGGGACAGGGUGAUGAUUGUGCAUUUGGAUACAAUGAUCAGUCCUGGAGUUUGUACUGCACUGAGUCCAGUUGCUCAUUUUGGUACAAUCACAUAGAGACUGAACUCCCUGUAGUCUCCAGCUCCUCUAGAAUCGGAGUGUAUGUGGAUCACAGUGCAGGAACUCUUUCCUUCUACAGUGUGUCUGACACAAUGACCCUCAUCCACAGAGUCCACACCACAUUCACUCAGCCUCUCUAUCCUGGGUUUUGGAUACAAGACGGAUCAGAAUUAAAACUGUGUGAUCCAACACAAUAGAAGAUACAGAUGUUUUACAAAUGUCUGUGUUCCAUGAUAAACCAGUAACAAUGAUGGUUAUGAAGAGUCUUAUUUUUAUCAAUAAAUCAAUAAUACAUCUGAAACAUGUCAUAUAUAAUAUUCUCAUUAGAUAUUAGUAAGAAUGAAAGUGGAGAAAUCAUGAUUGACACCAACAACACAAAAAAAUUUCAUAAUGUAAAUGUUCCGUAUUUACUGAAAUGCUAAUAAAACAAAUAGGAAGCAUGAGAUGCAUUGUGUUGCUUU